UGUUAUUUGACUUUUUGACUAUUAUAGUUAUUUGAAAUUAUACGAGUUAGCCGGUACGUAAUUAAAGAAGUUAAAUAGGAAUUUUGUAAAUAAAAAUGUACAAGAUUAACAAAAGGCCAACAAGGAAAAGAAAAGAUUGUCAAAAAGCGAGCGAAAAACGUGCUGGCCAAUCGAGAAAAUUGGAGGGAAAUAAUAUAUCACAACGUCUCACGAUACCACCUGAAUUCUUUCGUACUGGAGUUGUAGCUUCUACUUCUUAUAAUAGUUCAAAAGGCAAAGAAUCCAAAGAAGGGAAAGAUAAUUGCGUCGUGGAUAAUUUUCAUGGACUUUUUGAUAAAUGUUUGAAUAUAAGAAGAUCUGAAAGGAUAAUAAAAAAAUCUGCUCAAAAAACGAAUCAUAAUCAUAUAGUUGGUGUAAGUGGUCAAGAGAACUUGAGUAAUUCCAGUGACGAAAUAAAUUAUCCAGUACCUAUUUCCGCUCCAAAAGAAGAUUUCCAAGGAGUUUUUAAUAAUGGUUUAAAAUUGAAUUCAUAUGAAAACCACGACAUUUUAAACCCGCACAAUCGUGAGGAGAGGAAGGGAAAACACACCCUGAAACGAUCCAAAAGCAUAUUUGACGAAAUCAACGACUUGUAUAUAAAGUCGAGUCAAAAAUUAAAACGCCAGUUAAGUAAUACGUCACAUGAAAACGAUUUCAACUUAAAAUUUUGCAGUUUAUUACUUAAACAGCUCGAUAAAAAUAUCGCGUUCAGUCCGAAGACUUUGUUAGCUUGCAAAUCAAAAAUAUUUUCGGAAAUUAGGAAGCUGGAGAACAUUCUGUCUGGAAAAGUCAAGAUGGAGACGAGCUGUCCAGAAAAACGUAGAGAAUACUAUUAUGAACAGGAAGAAAGUGACGAUACUAAUUGGGAAUAUUAUUCGAAAUCAGAAUGGGUGUAUCAGACGCCAGAAAGACAAAAAAUGAUACCACCUAGAGUUGAAGAGAAUCAAUUAAUGCAACCAGCCGUUAUAUAUACUACCAAAAAACACACUCAAAUAUUCGAACUGAACGCGAACGUAGGUGAUUUAAGUAAUGUCGAAGGAAGAAACGACGUAGUAUACAAUAAAAAAUUUAUGAAUCAUUUAGUUACCUUAAAUAAUACUGAAGAAAUGGAUGUAGAUAUGGGACCCUGUCCCAGUACAUUAACUUUUCCAAUUCCAAAUUAUUUUCCUAGUCAAAAUGCUGCAGCUUGCUGUGAUAAUGCUUUUAGUUUUACCCAACCCAAAGAAAAAGACGACUUUAUGAACGUUUUCGCACGACCUUCAAAAAAGUCGAACAGAGAAACACUGCAAUUCCCUUCUGAAUCGAAACGUAAAUUAGAAGAAAACAGUUUUAGUGCUCGAAGAGCAAAAAACGUCAGAAACAUUGCCGAUGAAAAGCGAUCCGCAAUUAAGAAGAAACUCCGUAUGUCCUCAUCGGAUGCAUUUCAAUUAAACAUGCCCAAAUUUAAGCUAAAUCAACCGGAUUUUAGUCAAGAAGUUGACGGUGGUAAUGAUUUUUCCUUCAUGGAGUCCGAUCCAGUUGUAGGGUUCGAUUUUAAAAAUCUACCGUGCUGUAGCACAAAUCAAAUGGGGUUUUGAAUUUUAAAUAAAAAAAAAUAGAUUAACCUAUUGUUUUGUAUAAAUAAAGACUAACGACAUA
Psylliodes chrysocephalus is the source of this 1677-nucleotide messenger RNA. The record is from the annotation of a GenBank genome assembly. Lineage: Eukaryota; Metazoa; Arthropoda; Insecta; Coleoptera; Chrysomelidae.